GUAAGGUUAUGUUAAGGGUUGGCUAAAAUGCAACACAAAUUAUUUUGGACAUAAUCUGUACCCCAUCUAGCCAAUGUGUACUGGGUGAUCCCAACUUCCUGUGCAAGAAGAUAAGUGAUUUCAGUGGCCUCACAUGAUUGUCUUGACAAGUCCUAGACCCGUAGUUGAACGGGGAACGGCCCAAUCAUGGUCCUGUGAUAGCUAACAAGUGGGCUAGCUAAUUAACUUUUUGUUUUAAUUGAAAGCCUGUGUGGUGAAGUCGCUCCGGUAACCAAACAGCCAACUUAGCCAAGUAAGACGCAGUUAGCUAUUCGUCAACCAAGCAUUUCUGCAGUAUAUUUGGUUACGGUUGGUGUCUAUUUCAUAAUGUCAAAUACAGAUUUUAGUUCUCAGAAUGGGGCAGGAGGACCGCCGUACGCAAAUGGUCCCUCUCAGAAUCCAGUAGCGCUGCAGCCACCGGGACCGGGUUACAUGGCCCACCAGACCCCAUACAACCCAAUGCAAGCCAAGGGCCCUAUGCCGCCCGGCCCUGGACUCUAUAACUCCGGUCCCUACCAGCCCAUCCCACCAGUCAGCUCUAACCAGGCCCUUCCAGGUCAGCCCAUGUUAAAAAGGCCUCCUAUGGGACCUCAACAUUCCAUGACCCCACCUCAGUCUGCCAGCCCUAACCCAGGCUCCAGGAUUCCCCCAGCGCAUGCCACCCCUCCACCUGUGUCUGCUAACAACUACCAGCACGCCCCAGCCUGGCAGUAUGGGGGGACUCCACCGAUGGGAGCUCCUCCAUCAAUGGGGGCACCGCCUCCUAUGGCCAUGCCUCCCCUUCGGCCUGUGGGUAAUCACAUGACCUCCUCGCCCAGCCUGGCAACCCCCCAGGCCUCCUCGGCAGAAUACCGCGCAACGCCUCCUGUCUUCCAUAAUGCCAUGCAACCCCUGGGUCCUCCCACCUCGCUCCAGGGAUACACCCAGCAAGGCUCUGCCCCUCUUCUGAUGAACCCCAUGGCGGCUCCUCACUCAUACCAGCCAGUUAUGAGAGCACCUUAUGGCGGCCCCCCACCCUCUGUGAGACCCACCCCACCCACUACUGGACCCCCCAUGGGCAAUGCCAGCCCUCCCCUUGGCCCCAAAACUGAUGCUCAGUGUGGGAGUGAUGCUAGUGAUGUUUCCCACAAUGAGUACGAGAACCAGGAGAAAGAUUUUGAGUGUCCAGGACACAUGCCCACACCUGGUAAUGGUGCUCAAGUUCCCAACAGCUUUGAUCACUUGGAGAUGGGCCCUAAAAUGGCUGGCCCACUCCCACCCCAGCAGCCAGGCCCCCCUACUCGACACAUGGGUCUAUCCUACCCCUCUUUACCCCCGGGGUACCAGAACACCUCGGCACCCCCUAAUGCCGCCACCAUGCAACAUCCCGUGCAGCCCUCGACGCAGCCUUACAGCCAUCCUCCGCCAUACCAGCAGCUCUCUGCAGGUCCAGCCCAACUGAGCCCCUCCUUGUCUGGUUUGAGUCUGCAGUCUCAGACCCCAGAGGCCCUGAGGGUGGUCAACCUGCUGCAGGAGAGGAACCUGCUCCCUCUGGGCCCAGUCACCCCUCCUACGCCCUGCCUGCCCCAGGACCUGCAGAAAAUCAACUGCCACCCAGAGGUCUUCCGCAGUACCCUGACCAGCAUCCCCCAGACCCAGUCACUGUUAAACAAAGCCAAGCUCCCACUCGGCUUGCUCCUCCACCCCUUCAAAGAUCUCUCGCAACUGCCUGUGGUCACCUCCAGCACUAUAGUGAGGUGUCGCUCCUGCAGGACGUACAUCAACCCCUUUGUGACCUUCCUGGACCAGAGGAGAUGGAAGUGUAACCUGUGUUACCGGGUCAACGACGUUCCAGAGGAGUUCAUGUACAACCCAGUCAGCAGAUCGUAUGGUGAGCCACACAAAAGACCUGAGGUCCAGAAUGCUACCCUCGAGUUCAUUGCACCAUCAGAAUACAUGCUGAGACCCCCCCAGCCUGCUGUUUACCUCAUCGUGCUGGACGUAUCCCACAAUGCCGUGGAAACAGGAUACCUAGAUGUCGUCUGUCAGUCACUGCUAGAGAACAUCAAUGCGCUCCCUGGGGACUCGAGGACAAAGAUUGGCUUCAUCACAUUUGACAGCACCAUCCACUUCUACAACCUCCAGGAGGGCCUGUCCCAACCACAGAUGCUCAUAGUCUCCGACAUCGAAGAUAUAUUUUUACCGACACCAGACAGCCUUUUAGUGAACCUCAAUGAAUGCAAGGAGCUGGUGCAGGAUUUGCUGAGGAGCUUGCCCCAGAUGUUUGGCAAGACCAUGGAGACCCAGUGUGCUCUGGGCCCGGCCCUGCAGGCAGCGUUCAAGCUGCUAUCGGCCACCGGAGGGCGUGUGUCCGUCUUCCAGACCCAGCUGCCCAGUCUGGGUGUGGGGGCCCUCAAGUCCAGAGAGGACCCCAACCAGAGGGCUUCUGCCAAGGAUAUCCAGCACCUUUCUCCUGCCACAGACUUCUAUAAGAAGCUGGCCCUGGACUGUUCAGGACAGCAGGUGGCUGUGGAUCUGUUCCUACUGAGCUCCCAGUACUGUGACCUGGCCUCUUUAGGUUGCAUAUCCAGGUACUCAGCGGGAAGUGUGUACUACUACCCCUCCUACCACCAGCAGCACAAUCCAGCCGGGGUAGAGUGCUUCCAGAAGGAUCUCAAGAGGUACCUCACCCGCAAGAUCGGCUUCGAGGCUGUUAUGAGGAUACGCUGCUCUAAAGGCUUGUCCAUCCACACGUUCCAUGGGAACUUCUUUGUUCGCUCCACGGACCUGCUGUCUCUGCCCAACGUGAACCCAGAUGCAGGCUUCGCUGUGCAGAUGUCCAUUGAAGAGAACCUGGUGGACAUGCAGUCUGUCUCCUUCCAGGCUGCUUUGCUCUACACGUCCAGCAAAGGAGAGCGGCGAAUCCGAGUCCACACCAUGUGUUUGCCUGUUGUCAACUCCCUAUCCGACAUCUUCGCUGGGGCUGAUGUCCAGGCCAUCACUUGCCUGCUGGCUAGCAUGGCUGUGGAUCGCUCUGUGACUGCCAGUUUGAGUGACGCCAGGGACGCGAUGACCAACGCAUCCAUCGACUCUCUGACGUCCUUCCGCACCUCUGUACUCACCAUCCAGCAGCCUGGCCUCCUGGCCCCCGCCUGCCUCAGACUGUUCCCCCUCUACAUCCUUGCCCUGCUCAAACAGAAAGCCUUCCGAACGGGUACAAGCACCAGGCUGGACGACCGUGUGUUUGCCAUGUGUCAGCUGAAGUACCAGCCCCUGGCCUACGUCAUGCUGAUGAUCCACCCAGCGCUGUACCGUGUGGACGAUCUGACUGAUGAGGGAGCCCUGAAUGUCAGUGAGCGCACCAUCCCCCAGCCCAGAGUCCAGCAGUUGUCUGUGGAGAAGCUGAGCAGAGAUGGGGCCUUCCUCAUGGAUGCUGGCUCGGUGAUCUAUCUCUGGAUUGGAAGAAACUGCAACCCCAACUUCCUCACGCAAGUCCUGGGGCUCCCAAACUACGCUGCUGUGCCCCUUAACAUGAACAUGCUCCCAGAGUUGGACACUGCAGAGUCCCAGAGAACCAGAGCAUUUGUUGGCUGGCUGAGGGAACAGAGGCCCUUCUUCCCCAUCCUGCAUGUCAUCAGGGAUGAGAGUCCACUGAAAGCCAGCUUCUUGCAGAACAUGAUAGAGGACCGGACAGAGUCGGCCUUGUCUUACUAUGAGUUUUUACUCCACAUCCAACAGCAAGUCUCCAAGUAAACCCAGCGUAUUGAGUCAGUCAGUCCUGGGAACAUCAGUGUGGGAACCUGUCAGGGACUGCUUGCUGCCUCUCACAGGAUCUUCGGUUGUGGCUCACCAUUUUUGUGUGUAUCAUUGCCUUUCCUGAAGAUUUCCCCCAGCUGUAGACUUUCAAACGAAUCAAACUUUGUGGUAAACAGGACAAGGGCAGAGGUGACUAAGCGAGGUCUGCUUUCGCUGCUGGUUUGACUAUUUUCAAGCUGGAACAACUUGUCGAAACCAGGGAACUCAUGAUACGGUAUGUACGUCAAUGAUUGAGGACAUCAGUGUUUAUUCUCAAAGAACAAGGAUUUCUUAGAUCUUUUCAUAUACAGUUCUGGCUAUGGAUGUCAAGUCUUUUGAUCAAAAGCAUAGUUGUAUUUGCUAAUAAAAUAAUAGUAGUAUCAUGCUAAAGGCGAUGUUGGAGUAUCGCCUGCCCUUAAGGACUUAUUAUUGGAUGUCACCUUGAUUGAGCGUAAGAAUGUCUCAGCUACAAUAAUAAUCUACUGAUUUUAGUUGUGAAGGACAGAUGUGUGCUUUAUUUUGGUUAUUGUGUCAAACAAAUCUAGGAUUAAUGCAAAGGCAGAAAUGUAGACGUUUGAAGGCGAACUAACCUUGUUAUAAUUUGCUGCCUUUUGAAUGUUGACGACAAUGCAAUCAUCUCUUGGGUCUGGUCUGUCUUUCUCUCAACCUUUAUUUCCUGUCUAUCUUCUCUCACUUGUCAUGGACAUUCGACACAUCUGAAGACGUUGCUUUGUUAAAUAUGAGAAUCCCGAUCUGAUUAAAUCCUCUAAUUGCCUUCUAUGGGACAUUUUUAUUAUUAAACCUCUGUUUAAAUACAAACGCUAUAUAUGAAAUAUUUUAAUAUAAUAGGAUAUGGGACAUUCUUGAAUACAGACAUAAAGCCAUUGUGAUCUUUUAAUCAUGCUUAUUGAUACUUGUGUAUUGAAAAGACUCUACAUUACGGUAAAUAAUUGUUGAUUUUAGUAUGAACAUAUUAAGGUGACAUGACGCUAAUAAAAUGUUCGGAACUUUUUAAACUUAA
This is a messenger RNA of Oncorhynchus tshawytscha (Chinook salmon), 4834 nucleotides long. RefSeq names its product protein transport protein Sec24A-like. The coding region runs from base 367 to 3771 and encodes 1134 amino acids. The record is from RefSeq and is a predicted model, not a curated record. NCBI's taxonomy places the organism in Eukaryota, Metazoa, Chordata, Actinopteri, Salmoniformes, Salmonidae. Gene Ontology annotation, molecular function: SNARE binding; zinc ion binding. Gene Ontology annotation, cellular component: endoplasmic reticulum exit site; COPII vesicle coat. The transcript has 24 exons. Gene Ontology annotation, biological process: COPII-coated vesicle cargo loading; endoplasmic reticulum to Golgi vesicle-mediated transport; intracellular protein transport.